Molecule: messenger RNA, 816 nt
Organism: Linum trigynum
Lineage: Eukaryota; Viridiplantae; Streptophyta; Magnoliopsida; Malpighiales; Linaceae
Source: the annotation of a GenBank genome assembly
GCUGUAACCAAAACGAGUGGCCCUCGGACAAGCUCUUCUUAUUUCGGAAUUGAAGAGAACAAACAACCUCUAUCUACUCUGUUCCACCAAGUCGAAGCGGCGUUAGUAGCUAGAAGGAGAUUGGCUUUAGCUUUUGACGGUGGAAGCAAUUGAAGUUGUGGAUGCGGAAGCAACGAUGAAAUUGGCGGCGACUGAUGGGUGCUAGAAGGAGAUUUCAGCGAUAAAAAAUUAAAAACGCCUGGUGAUAGAAGAAGCAGGGCAGUGGAGAAGCGUCGCCGAUGCGGCGAUGGUCGGAAGGCAGGCUGUUGUGGAUCAGCCCGCCGACUCCUCCCCCGAGGGUUUUGGAUUUGGAUCUUCUUCAGGUGAACUGGAUCUGAACCCUGGCUACUCCGAGGGCUCCUUCGGCUCGAUCCACGCCAAGAACGGCAACGGCAAUGGCUACGACGACGCUGACCUUCACUUUCGAUGGUCCCGUGCUGCCUCGGCCGACUGAGAUACGGGAGGAAGGUGCUGCUCUUCUCGAGUGGUGGCGGAGAUGGAUUAAAUAGAUUUUAUUUUUAUUUUAUUUUUACUUUAAAUUAUCAUAUAACCCUUAAUGAAUCAUGUUGUUACAGUAACAACAAAGGAGCUGUUGUUAUACUAUCCGCUCCCUUGCAAGAGUAAGCCUAUUUCCUGAAGAAUGCAUGGCGAACUCUUUUUUCUCACAUUAAUUUUAUUAAGGUGGACAAAUGAUAACCCUUGGAAAAGCUUUAGAUGCUCGCAUUGAAAGUGAAUUCAAUAAUCUUGCAGAUCUGGUAAUGAAUUGAAAGAAUCAGA